AUGAUGAGGUUGAACUUUAAGACAGUAUUACUCAUAAUAGUAGUUGCAGUGUUAAGUUCACUAUUGACAUCGUGGAAUAAUUGUGGCAGCCCUUCAUUUUUUAAAAACACUGAUUGGAAAUCAAAAUUUCAGCAUAGAGAUCGAUUAAACUUAGAAACUGGUUAUCAAGAAAUAGAUUGUCACAUAAAUGGUGAUUAUUCUAUUGGAUGUCGUAAGGAAGGAGAUGAAGUUUAUAUUCCAUUUUCAUUUAUUCAUAAAUAUUUUGAGAUUUAUGGAAAGUUAGCAAUCUAUGAUGGCUUAGAAAGAUUUGAAUGGUUGCAUAGUUAUUCCAAAAUUGUUAAUCCUAAAGGGAAAUAUGAUCCUAAAGGAGUAUUUAUGACCUUUGAGAACUAUAAUGUUGAAGUUAGAGAACGUGUUAAAUGUAUCAGUGGAAAUGAUGGAGUACCAAUAUCUACUCAGUGGGAAAGUCAAGGCUAUUAUUAUCCUACUCAAAUUGCUCAAUUUGGACUAUCACAUUAUAGUAAAAAUUUAACAGAACCAGAGCCUCACAGAAAAAUUAUUGAAGAUUCUGAUAAAGUUAAAAGAGAAUGGAUAAUACCUCAAGGAUCUAUUGCAUCUAGAGUAUUUGAUAAACAUGCUAACAGUCAUGUGAUGAAGUUUGCAACACCAGAAACUAGUACUUCUGGAAUCAUCCUAAAAUUAGAUCAUGUGUUAGAUUUUGUAUUAAAGUGGGAUUUUAAUAUUAAAGACAAUGCAACUAUUAUGAUCACACUGCAGUCCAGGGAGAGAAAAGAGAUAUAUUAUCUUCAUUAUGUUACUAGCAACAUAGUUUUAUAUACUUAUAACAAUCACGUUUAUUAUGGAAUUGGUCAAAUUAAUCAUCAGUGGAGACGAUUUACUAGAGACUUGGUUAUAGAUUUACAAAAAGGUUUAUACUUAAAUGACAAAAAUAAAAAGAAAUUGUCUCGUUCAAAAUUGAAGAUGGUAAAAAUAACUUUGUAUGGAUCAGGAAUGAUUGAUAAUGUAACAUUAUCUACAAGUGAACAUAUGGAACAAUUUUAUGAUGCAGCUAGAUGGUUUGUUGCUAACCAAAACAUUACUUCGGGUGGAUGGGCAAACCCUGUUAGGAGAAAAGUUGCUCCUGGGAUGGCUACACUUGAGCCUGGAUGGUAUUCUAGUAUGGGUCAAGGGCAUGCAAUUUCGGUAUUAGCACGGGCGUAUUAUCAUUCUGGUGAAGAAAAGUAUCUUCAAGCUGCAGUAAGAGGCUUGCAGCCUUUUAGAUUAUCCUCUAGUAAAGGAGGAGUAGCUGCAGUAUUUUUAGGUAAAUAUGUAUGGUAUGAAGAAUACCCUACAACACCUUCUUCUUUCAUACUUAAUGGAUUUAUUUAUUCUUUGAUUGGUUUGUAUGACUUAAAAAGCAUAGCGACAGGUAAAGAUGUGGAAGAAGCAUCUCGUCUUUUUAAUCAGGGUAUGACAUCUUUGAAAAAUAUGUUAACAUUGUAUGAUACUGGUUCGGGUACGACAUAUGAUUUACGUCAUUUUACAUUAAAAACCGCUCCAAAUUUAGCUAGGUGGGAUUAUCAUUCCACUCAUGUUAAUCAGAUCCUUCUUCUAAAUUCAAUCGACAAUGAUCCAAUUUUUACCGCUACCGCAGAACGAUGGAUAGGUUACAUGAAUGGUAAGAGAGCUGCACAUAAUUAA
Molecule: messenger RNA, 1701 nt
Organism: Habropoda laboriosa
Lineage: Eukaryota; Metazoa; Arthropoda; Insecta; Hymenoptera; Apidae
Gene: Hsepi
Product: D-glucuronyl C5-epimerase
Exons: 5
Coding region: 1-1701 (566 amino acids)
Biological process (GO): heparan sulfate proteoglycan biosynthetic process
Cellular component (GO): Golgi apparatus
Molecular function (GO): heparosan-N-sulfate-glucuronate 5-epimerase activity
Source: RefSeq, a predicted model, not a curated record